CAACAUUCUACUAUUGUAAUCAAUGUCGUGAAAAAUUCAAAUGUAAGAAAACAGAAUCAAAAAAAGAUAAAAGUGAUCGUGAAGAUUAUUAUAAGAAAUUUGGAGUUCUUUAUGUGAACUUUGUAACGCUUGUCAUUGGCAUUGUAAAAAUAAAAAAUGUACAAAUUGUU
This is a messenger RNA of Scutellospora calospora, 170 nucleotides long. The record is from the annotation of a GenBank genome assembly. Lineage: Eukaryota; Fungi; Glomeromycota; Glomeromycetes; Diversisporales; Gigasporaceae.